AUGAUUGAUCCUAGUUCCAGCGAGGAAGAGGGAGAAGAAGAUGCCAUUGUCAAUGUGUCAACUAAAGGAAGACUUGCAGUACCGCCUAAAGCUGCGGGCGGUAUUCCCGUAUCAAGUGGUACUUCAAGUCCCGCGGUAGGAUCUAACAUUCCCGUAUCUGGAUCUAACGGUGAUUUUGAUGGAAACAAUAGGCCAUCUAAUGCCAAUACUGCUGGCAAUCGCACUGAUGCUGGGAAUGUUUCUGUCGCUGUGGGAACGGUCUUAGGGUCAUCAAAAAAUGAUCAAUUGCAUGGCAGUCGCACUGAUGGUGGCAACCUUGAGGUUCCAAACAAUGGCAUUCCCAGUGGUGUUUCGCAAGAAACAUUAAAUCAGAGUAUUGGAUCUUCAAGGGCCAACUCACUGCCACGACCUUUGUCACCAUCACCAUCCGUUAACAGCGAGAAGCCUGAAACAGGGGACCCACAUGAUAAACAUGAACGCGAGGAGGAAGAACGCAAACGCCGAAUUCAGCUAUACGUAUUUAUAUCGCGAUGUAUUUCAUAUCCGUUUAAUGCAAAACAGCCCACGGAUAUGACAAAACGACAACCAAAAAUUAUGAAGCAACAAUUAGAGAUAAUUACACAACGUUUUCAGGCAUUUCUUAAGGGAGAAACACAAAUAAUGGCUGAUGAGGCAUUUCAAAACGCUGUGCAGAGUUACCAUGAUGUGUUUUUAAAGUCGGAGCGUGUUCUAAAAAUGGUUCAAUCCGGAGCGUCUUCGCAACACGAUUUUCGAGAAGUUUUUCGAAAUAAUAUUGAAAAACGUGUGAGAUCUUUACCGGAGAUAGAUGGGCUUAGCAAAGAAACAGUUUUAACUUCUUGGAUGGCGAAAUUCGAUAUUAUAUUAAAAGGAAGUGGCGAAGAGGAUUCGAAAAGGCCGUCACGCAUGCAGCAGUCACUAAACAGCGAGUUGAUUCUUUCUAAGGAGCAGUUAUAUGACAUGUUUCAGCAAAUAUUGUCUGUGAAAAAAUUUGAGCAUCAGAUUCUGUUUAACGCCUUGAUGUUGGACUCGGCGGAUGAACAAGCAGCAGCAAUACGACGGGAAUUGGAUGGACGAAUGCAACGGGUUGGAGAAAUGGAAAAAAAUCGUAAACUUAUGCCAAAAUUUGUUCUUAAAGAAAUGGAGUCUCUUUAUAUUGAGGAACUAAAGUCAUCUAUAAAUCUUUUAAUGGCAAAUCUUGAGUCUCUUCCAGUAUCGAAAGGCAAUAUGGACAGUAAAUAUGGACUACAAAAGCUGAAACGCUAUAACCAUAGUACACCGUCAUUUUUGAAACUUAUAUUGCGCUCCCAUGGCUCCCUGUCUAAACUGGAGGGCGACUCAGAGGAUGGUUCUACUCAAUUAACAAAGUUGGAUGUUGUACUUACAUUUCAACUAGAAGUCAUUGUAAUGGAGGUUAAGGGUCUUAAAUCGCUAGCUCCUAAUCGUAUUGUUUAUUGCACGAUGGAAGUUGAGAAUGGCGAAAAGCUUCAAACGGAUCAAGCAGAGGCAUCAAAACCAAUGUGGGACACUCAAGGCGAUUUUACUACUACACACCCAUUACCUGUUGUGAAGGUGAAGCUUUACACAGAAAACCCUGGUAUGUUGGCGUUGGAGGAUAAAGAAUUAGGAAAAGUAACCCUGAGACCUACACCAUUGUCAUCCAAAUCCCCAGAAUGGCACCGUAUGAUUAUACCGAAGAACUUGCCAGAUCAAGAUAUACGUAUUAAAAUAGCAUGUAGACUCGAUAAACCAUUAAAUAUGAAACACUGUGGGCAUCUUUAUGCAAUUGGAAAAUCUGUUUGGAAAAAGUGGAAACGUCGCUACUUCGUAUUAGUUCAAGUUUCGCAGUACACAUUUGCAAUGUGUAGUUACAAAGAGAAGAAAUCAGAGCCCUCUGAGAUGAUGCAGCUUGAUGGAUAUACGGUAGAUUACAUCGAGGCAGCUAGCGCAAAUCUUAUGUUCGGCAUCGAUUUAAAUGGUGGUCGUUAUUUCUUUAACGCUGUUCGCGAGGGCGAUAGUAUCUCAUUUGCCUGCGAUGAUGAAAACGAGUGUAGCCUGUGGGUAAUGGCAAUGUACAGAGCCACCGGGCAAUCUCAUAAGCCUACGCCACCAAUUACUCAGGAUAAAAACUCAGCUAUGUCGAAAAUACAAGGCGAUGCUGAUAAAGCUCGAAAGCAUGGCAUGGAGGAUUAUAUAAGUGCUGAUCCAUGCACAUAUGAUCAUGCUACGCUUUUUAAAACUUUACAAAAUUUAACCCUCGAGUAUAGGCUUAACGAUCCGUACGCAUCUCUGGGAUGGUUUAGUCCUGGUCAAGUUUUUGUUUUAGAUGAAUAUUGCGCACGUUAUGGUGUUCGGGGAUGCUAUAGACACUUAUGUUAUCUUUCUGACCUAUUGGAUCGUGCUGAAAAACAGCAUAUGAUAGAUCCGACGCUAAUUCACUAUUCUUUUGCGUUCUGCGCUAGUCACGUUCACGGCAAUAGACCUGAUGGAGUGGGAAGCAUAACCCAUGAAGAGAAGGAGAAGUUUGCCGAGAUCAAAGAACGCCUGCGUCAGUUACUAGAGUUUCAAAUAACCAAUUUUAGAUAUUGCUUUCCUUUUGGACGUCCCGAAGGUGCAUUAAAAGCAACACUAUCCUUGUUAGAGAGAGUAUUGAUGAAAGAUAUAGUCACUCCUGUUCCACCGGAAGAGGUUCGACAAAUGAUUAAAAAAAGCUUAGAGACAGCUGCCCUUGUAAAUUACACACGACUCUCCAAUAAAGCAAAAAUUGAAGAUGAUUUGCGUGGAGAAAUUAUCGUACCGCCACCAAAAAAACUAGAGGACUUAAUACACCUAGCUGAACUAUGCGUUGAUUUGCUACAACAAAACGAAGAACACUAUGGAGAACUGCGCAGACACGAUAAAGUGGAAAAAAUUAGAACGCGUAAGGAAGAUGGUGAUGUUUCAGGAGAACAUAAUAUCAGCGAACUUGGUUCCUCCGCCAGCCAUGGAAUCAUUGGCACAACUGAACAGGCUAUAGCUGCAGGGACAUCUACUGAUGGAUCAUCAUUUCGUUACUGUAUGCCAACACACGCGGUCUACACAUCGCCAGUACCAACGGCCUUUGCUUGGUUUAGCGAUCUGCUGGUCGAACAUGCGGAAAUAUUUUGGUCUCUUUUCGCAGUUGACAUGGAUCGCGUUUUAUCAGAACAGGCGCCUGAUACGUGGGAUUCGUUUCCCUUAUUUCAAAUUCUUAAUGAUUAUUUAAGGGCAGACGAUAACUUGCGCAAUGGUCGCUUUCAUCAGCACCUGCGCGAUACUUUUGCACCAUUAGUUGUGAGGUAUGUGGAUCUUAUGGAAUCUUCAAUAGCCCAAUCCAUUCAUAAAGGAUUUGAGAAAGAACGCUGGGAGAGCAAAGGGAUUAACGCUGCUUUGAACCCUGCAGCAUUAAACAAUGCAGCCCAGGCUCUCAAUACAGCGGCCCUCAACCCAUCAACGCUACUCAGCGGCAAGAAAGAUCAAGUCAAUUUUUAUGUGCCGAAGCUACCAAGGCAAUCAGUUGCAACAACCGCCACCGACGAUAUGAGAAAUGGUUGUGCCACUUCCGAGGAUCUCUUCUGGAAGCUAGACGCUCUGCAGUCCUUCAUAAGGGAUUUGCAUUGGCCAGAUGCGGAGCUUCGACAACAUUUAGAACAGCGGUUAAAAAUGAUGGCGGUUGAUAUGAUUGAGCAGUGCAUACAACGAACUGAUUCGUCUUUUCAGUCAUGGCUGAAAAAAAAUAUUGCUUUCAUAUCAACGGACUAUAUUAUACCAUCCGAGAUGUGCGCCAUGGUAAAUGUGAUAUUAGAUGCUAAAAAUCAAAGCUUUAAACUGACGACUAUUGAUGGCAUUGAUUUGUAUAAAUUCCAUGCUAAAAUCGACGACCAAAUCGACAAAGCGAAUGUAGCGAUGACACAAGGGCUAAGUGGUAAACUUAUGUCAGUGCUAGAGUCGACUUUGUCAAAAUUAGCUCGAUACGACGAAGGAAGCUUGAUUGGAUCAAUUCUCAGUUUUACAAAUGUUUCAAGCUCCGGAAAGGAUCUGGGCCAGGGAUACGUGAAUUUCUUACGGAAUAACAUGGACCAAAUACGUGGAAAAAUUGGUGACGACUUAUGGACACUAAAUUUUUUUGAGCAAUGGUACACACAGCAAGUUAAUAUGCUCAACAAUUGGUUGUCGGAACGUUCGGAUACUGCACUGCACUAUGCACAAGUCUCAUCUAUAUCUCAUAUUAUCAAGAAAAUAUAUUCGGACUUUGAACUGCAAGGAGUAUUGGAGGAUAAGCUAAAUUCUAAAGCGUAUCAGAUGGUGUCUGUUCGUAUGGCUACUGAAGAGGCAACAUGCUCUCUAACGAUGCCGGAAGUAGGCGAAGGAGAUGAUACCUGUGAUGAUAUUCGAGAAGCGGAUGAGGAAGACACUGGCGAAGAAUCCAAUACAACUAGGGGACUACCAAAAUCAAAAGUAGCUGCCGCUCAAGCUGCUGCUGUCACCAAUGUUGUUGCUGGACGCGUUGGAAAUUUGUUGGGGAAAGGAAUCGGAGGACUAAGCUCCAAGUUGGGAAGCGGAAGCUGGUUUUAAAGAUUGACAGUUUCUUUUAUUUUUAAAAUUAUAGUUUAGCUUUUAUUUUACAACUGUUUAACUAUUUAUUCAACAAAAUUGUUUCUAUUCUCUUUAUGUAGUCAUUUUAAUAGGUUGGAAAAGCAGAGGUUAAUUUUGAACGAACCGUUUAAUAUUAUUUAAUUUAUUGGGACAGGUGUGAAGAAUAUGUUAUUUCCCAUUUCUUGAACUAUGAGAGUUUUUGGAAGCGUUAAUAACAAAACUAUACAUAGUUCUGGUGACUGGAUUGAUAUAUUAAAUUAAGUUUAUACAUUUUAUUUUUACUAAUUAAUAUAAAAGUUUAAGCAUAUAUAAACAUUCUGUGGUCAGAGAAAUAGCCAUUUGUUUAGCUUCAUAAUAAGAACUAGAAUGUUCAUUUUACUAAUUUAAACUAAAUUUAAAUGCAAUGUUAAAAUAUAAAACGCGAAAUUAAAAAAAAAAAGUAUAUAUCUGAUAAUCACGAUUCAAAGUAUCCGUAAAGUGAUUUUAAACCAGUAAGCAGAACUUUGCAUGAAAAUUGAGUACAGAAGACAUGCCAUGGAUAUCAAUCUUUUGACUUACAUAUGCCUUAACAACUAUAAAAGCAUUUCUUCUGAAAAAAUGAUAAGCAAGAUGUGGUUUUAAAUCUUAUGCUCUUUUGUGUUAAAAAGUAUGUAUUUUCGGUUGAAUUACACAAAAUCGAACUUUUUUUUUCUCAAGGAACCAAACCGAAUUUUUUUAGAUAGACUUAGUGCGUUAAAAUUUUUUAAUGAAAUAUGGUUUUUAUUAUAUGGCAGAACUUUUUUUUCUAAGAAUAUUUAAAAACUGGUAUUUUUUUAAAAUUCUUUUUUCUGGUUGCCACAUUGCCAUUCUGAAUAGUUAUUUUAUGCAGCUAAAAACUAAAUCCAGCCACUUUGUGGUUUUAGUUUACCGUCUUGGAAAUAUUAAGCUUUAAAAUGCAAAACAAAUUAUUUUUUUAUGGAAAUUGCCAAAAAAAAAAAUUCAAAACUAACAAAAAAGAGUUCUAUAAGUGAAAACAUUAAAUUAUCAUCAAACCAUUUCUAAGCCACGUGUCUUUCAGAAAAAGUUGGUUUGGUUCUUUGAGGGAAAAUCGUGUCGGGUAGUGUUAUUGUCGUCCAUUAGUGUGAGCUCUUUAUCACACAAAAGAAUGCUACUCUUUUAUCAACCUUAUAAAACCUUUUUAAAUUACAUUUACAAAAAUAACAAUUAAUAUUGUGAAAUGCUUACGAUUAUAUUUAAACAUAAUAAUUUACUCAUUUAAUACACCAUACUUAUUUAUAAUCACUUAUAGUACACGAUAUACCGAACGAGUGUACGGUUCGUACUAUACCAAAUACAACAAAAUGUACCUUAUUAAUGGAGAUUUACAUUCUUACAUUUUAGUUUUGUAAAAAAUUGCUUUAUAUAUAUGUAAUAUUUAUAUGUCUUACCUUGAUGGGAACUUAUAAACACCACAUAAAAAUGUGUAACUCUUCAAUUUAUAAUUAUAUAUGAAACAAUUAAAUAUAACUUCUAAAAGAGUACAGUGUUACAAUUAAAAAUGUCAUUAAAAUACACAUUAUUUAGCUCUGAAAAAUUACGUAAGAGACAUUUAAUUAAACUUAAUAGAGUUUUUGAAAAUGUAACCAAAUCACUUAGCCUUUAGAUUAAAUAGUAAUAACCAAAUUAACCAAUUUUAAGGGGUCCUUGAUUUAUCUAAUUAAUGUGGAGGUUUAUAUGCGUAUGUUUGUUGUCUCUCGGUCACCAUAGGCUAAACAAGAAAAUUGUAUAAGCUAAAUGAAAAAAACCUGUUCGCAUUGCUUGUCGUGAUUACGGCUCAAUGAUUUUUUAUUGAAAAAUAUAAAAUAAAAAUUCCCUAAUAUCAUAAAA
Drosophila subobscura is the source of this 6498-nucleotide messenger RNA. RefSeq names its product calcium-dependent secretion activator (gene Cadps). The record is from RefSeq and is a predicted model, not a curated record. The transcript has 24 exons. Gene Ontology annotation, biological process: dense core granule exocytosis; synaptic vesicle exocytosis. Bases 1 to 4611 code for a protein of 1536 amino acids. NCBI's taxonomy places the organism in Eukaryota, Metazoa, Arthropoda, Insecta, Diptera, Drosophilidae.